Molecule: messenger RNA, 5531 nt
Organism: Ostrea edulis (European flat oyster)
Lineage: Eukaryota; Metazoa; Mollusca; Bivalvia; Ostreida; Ostreidae
Product: protein pigeon-like
Exons: 31
Coding region: 55-3093 (1012 amino acids)
Biological process (GO): positive regulation of amyloid-beta formation
Cellular component (GO): trans-Golgi network
Source: RefSeq, a predicted model, not a curated record
GGGAAGCAGAGAGGGUGCGUUUUACUGACAAGGGGAAAUGAAGUUAUUGAAACUAUGAUAGAGUUAAGGAAAGUGUGCAACCUUGUCGCCAAUGCUGCUAAUUUUGUUUCACAACGGCGAUGGGAGAAACGCCUCCCUGCGAUUGCAAAUGAUACUGAACAACCAAGAAUUUUGAAUCAAGAGAAAAAUGGAUUAGUUCUGUUUACCUGGGAUGAUGUUACCCAGGCAAGCAAGGGAGCCAUAUGUACCCAUCUGGGGUUGUAUGAUCCAAUCAACAAAACACAUGAGGUGAUUUGGAUCUACAACCAAAGAGUGAGAAUGGUGUCAUGUUCCAUGAACAAGGGGAGAUCACUUAUAGCAUUUACAAUAAUAAACAAAGAUGAUUCCCUAACAGCCAAAAUGCCAGGGAAAGACAUCUACAGUGUUUUCCUAGCAGAAAUUCAGGCCAAAAGCACUAGAGUCUUCUCCCUUAACAUAGAACGACAGCAAUUCAUCAAAGUGCAGUUCUUGUACGACAGUCAAGCAUCGGAUAGAGAGUCUCAUCUGCUGCUUAUGCUACAUAGAGAGUCGGUGGGGCUGUAUCACAUCAGACUGGGCCGGGUCGGAGAGAAGGGAGUGGUGAUGCUAGACCAGCCGAAGACAGAGCAGUUGAUCAAACGAUUUUUCUGGUGUCAGUGGGAUUCGCUCUACCAGAGGUUGUACUAUCUACAAUACAUGAAGCGAGGGGAGGGGGAGAAAGCAAAAAUCAGCCCCAGUAUAUCCUGUAUACAGUUCUACCAGAACGCCCAACACGACAACAUCGUAAGUAUCUACCAGCACGCCCAACACGACAACAUCUUGGAUAUACCGAUUCAGUUCCCUUUUCCACAUAUAAAGUCGACUUCAAAAGUUCAGUAUUCUAAUGACCAUUUGGACAGUGGCAUCCCUGAUUCCUAUCUCAAUAUGGUGGUGCUGACACUGGCCAAUGGAACGUUCUGUAUCUGCUAUCAAAAGAUGGAGACACCCUACACCGCAGACAGACGAUCACCGGUCAAGCGAGCCAAGAAAUCACCAGGACCGAACCCUUCUCCUCUGAGUGCCCACAGUCUAUCAGACACGGAUGAAGAGACCACCGACAUCAAUUACUACAUCUGUAUGGUGCAUCACGCCAAGACCCUCCAUGGUUGUGUAACGGGGCUUCCACAUUCCCGAAAGUACAGACUCAAUUUCUCUUGGCAUGGAGACUAUCUGAUGGUGAUGUUACCCGGACAUUUUGUUCAUCUGCUGAAUGUCGGAAUCGAGUUUGAACCUUGCCAGCAUAUCCUCUUACAUGAGCGCAGCAUUCAGGGAAGCCUAGACUCCAUACACAGAGAUGGUGAAGAUAUCAGGCAGACAGGAAGUGGGGAUUCCCAUGGCAACAGUUCGUCAGCCAUUGUUGAUGUGUCUGUGUUGUCAACCGCUGCUGAAAAAUUGAACAACAUAUCAAAUUCUAGUCUGCAGGAGCUACAGAGAGACUCACCAACAGGCAGCAGUUUCUAUGACAACUCCAGUGGUGCUGUUUGGAGGGUCCAUGUCAACAUGGAGACUCUGAUCCAACUGUUUGUGCAUUGUUAUAUGUCCACCACCAGGGCGGCGCUGUUACACUAUGUUCUGACGAGGACACGGGACUUCUUCCUCAUCAAAAGACUCUUUGAAAUGCUGAGCAACGACAUACCAAGUUGUGAGGUACCUGCAUUAAUGGCAGAGUUUCUCAUUGCGACUACCUAUUCCUCUAUGAGGCGACAGUUUGACCGUGAGAUCCUGAAACUCGUACCAUUCACAGCUUCCGACACAUUUAGAGGACAAUUUGAAAAGAGCUAUGAGGGGGAGAGAAUCGCCCGUGUUUCCUAUAUGCCAUUGGCCUGUGUAAGCAUCGCCUCUAAGUCAGCCAAGGACCGGUCACAAAAGCGGGGCAGUGUGGGGGACGACCUCUGGGACAUACUCAGGCACCACCUGCGCUGGAUGCAGUUAGAAGAACUGGUGCGGUUCUCACACAAGUCAGUGAAAACCCUGUGUGAGGCGAGGACCAAAAGCAUGGAAAAGGGAGGAUCUCAGGGCACUAAGACAGAGGACCAGUAUUUCUGCUCUUCUCUUCACGGACACAAAACGAGAUCUAGUAGAUCGGUGUCCCCGGCUCCUGGGACCCUCACCUUCAACAACAACAACAAACGAGUGCGGCCCGACACAGUACUCGGGACAGCACCACCAUUUUUACAGGGCAUCAACAUCGCGGAACUCUCAGAAAUAGCUGUAGACACGACCAAGGAAUUGUUCACUAAUCAUCUCAACAAAUAUCUAAGGAAGGAAGCAAGGUCGAAAGGUCAAUCAGUUGCUAAGGAAUACAUUGCGUGCCAGAUCCAGCAGUCCAGACAGCUCUGUCACCUCCUGUGGAACCUCCGAGGUCCCCUGCUUCCCUAUACAGACCUCGAUUUCCUACCUAAUCUGACUGACCCCUCCACGGAUGACGAGUAUGAAUUAUUCCAGCUGUUUGAGAGAUACUACCAGACCUGUACUGAAUUUUCAUUCCCUCUGCCUCAGGGUUUCAUAUCAUACUUCACUGCUCUUGGUUAUCGAAAUUUGAAUUCCAGCCUAUUCCUUCAGUAUGUGGAUCAUGGAGUCUUGCAGCUUACAGGAGAAUUCAUGGCUCAAGUUCUAGCAGACAUUCGCAACACCAAAGAGGAAGUAAAGAUGAAGCAGCAAAUUAUUUCCAGAUUACCACAGAGUUUGGCUGAAGAAUGUUACCGGGAAUGGAACCACCCUCUGUGUCAGAUUUACUUCGCCCACAAACAAGUAUCCAACAUUCUCGAAGAUUGCAUGGCCGCUCCUCAGGAAGAAGCCGGUAGACAGCUCUCGGAUCUCUCCUACAUGGCACGAGAUAGAUCGGAGAGUUCGGGUUCCAGCUUGAUGGACAUCUCCUUUCCUCCUCUGGCCUCCUUCCUCCAUUAUCUGGAGACGCUGGAAAACUCUAAACACACUCACGGCCAGAGCCCGUUAGAUGUGAAUUUCCUGGCAGACGUCGCUCUGUACCACACCAAAGUAGACAACAAAUACGACAUGUCUACCGUGAAUUUCUAGUCCUCCAUUACUGCCCCAUCAGUGUCCGUCUGCUUCAAGGCAAAUCAAAAUGUUCAAAUGUGAUAUACCGGUGGAAGUCGGCAUGGACAGGCUGAAUAUUGACGACUCCAUCAGGAACAGUAUCUGUGAUAAACAGACUUUCUUUUUCUUAAAUUUGUAUUUUAACUUAAGGAUGUGUGCAAUAUUGUAGGUGUGUUUUAGUUUGUGUUUUAGAAUGUUUUAGUUUGUGUAUUAGAAUUAGUGAUUGUUUGUUUUAGUUUGUGAAUUAGAAAUAGUAAUUAGAAACUUUGCAAUUUUCGUGAUGCCCACAUUUUAGAGUUACAGAGUAAUAGUUCUUGCAAACUGAUUGCAGAUUACAAGUCUGUGUUUUAUAUUUUGAAUUUUACUGUGAUGCAGAACAAACUUUCCAUGCAGUUAGAUUUGGGGAAAAUUUUUAUGACAAACUAUUGAAAAUUGAAAGCCCUUGAAAUUUUGCCGACUUUAGAUAGUUACAUCAUUUAAAUUUUAUCUACUCUGUAAAAUUACUACUUUUUUGUAUUUUGUUGUUUUACAUUAAAUUUUACAGGUUACUUUCAAAGCAAAGUAAAACUCAUUGUAAUAAGCACAACCCUGAGUCCUGGAAAAAAUACAUUUUUUGUACAAGGCUGGUAUUACCAAUUCAGAUAUCAUACAUUCGAAGAGACAAUAGUUUGGAGGUCAAAGGUCAUGCAAGGUUAAAUUACUUCAGCCGUGAAAUAAUAUCAGAUCUGCUCAAUAUCUGAAAGCCCUUCGGUGGAUGGACUUCCAACUUGAUAUACUGGCAAGGAAUAGAUGACCCUUAGUGAUUUUGGGGUUUUGAAUUUUUUCUGAAAAACUACAUAACUAAUUUCAAUCCCAUUGAGUGAGGAGAUAAAAUCUGUACCAUUGUAAGGCCACGUCUUCUUUCAGGAGGACAUAAGGAAGAAACUAUGAUAAGAACUCGACUAGGAAAACCAAAUCAUGCAUGAAAGCUUUCUUACAUAGUGAAAAAUUCAAGUUUUGUUCAAAUCUUGACCACUGGGGUUAAGGUUGAUCCAAGACCGUUGCAUAAAUUUUCAAACUCCUAGUCACCUGAUCCCACCUCUGGUGUGUCCAGGGGUCCAUGUUUGCCUAACUAUUUUGUAUUGCUUGUAGGAGUUAUGAGAUUGAUCACUGUUCGUUAUCUUCACCUUUCAUGUACAAGUGUACCAAUGUGUUUUGCAAGCAUUGUAUGUUAUCUAUUUCAUACAAAGUCCCCUACUGGAAAUAAAACGGUUCACAGCCACUAACAUCAGCCAAUAAGCCCAGAUAUUAAGGAAAUCAUCAAAGAACUGAGAGUACUCUUAAUAGAUUGUUAUAUCCGAUCUCCAUAAUCAGAGAUUUUGGUUAGUAUUCAUGAAUAUAUCUGCUUUUUUGUCUGAAUGUCCUUAUAUAUAGCUGUGUAGAAAUAUGAACUCUUGUUGGGACCUCGCAAGUCUGGUGAAUCUGCUCUGCAUGAGGAUUAUUGCAUGUUAAUUUGUACCCCUGUUUUAAGAACAUUCCAAUUACACAAGACCUAUGUUAGCAUUGAACUUUUAUUGUUGAUUAACCUUGACCUUGGGGUCCAUGAUUUGAACGAACUUGAAUCUUUGUAAUAUAUAUAUAUACUUUCGUUCAAGUCUUGCCUUUUCUAAUGCAGUAGUUAAAAUUGAGAAAUAUAUUUCUUAUUUUCUUCUCCUCGUAAGUAGGCAUGGUCCUUCUGUUGAAGAAACUGGUAUCCCCUCAACCUACAGUCUGACUAAUAAUACUGCAGUGAGAUAGUUCAGUCUGACUAAUAAUACUGCAGUGAGAUAGUACAGUCUGACUAAUAAUACUGCAGUGAGAUAGUUCAGUCUGACUAAUAAUACUGCAGUGAGAUAGUUCAGUCUGACUAAUAAUACUGCAGUGAGAUAGUUCAGGCUGACUAAUAAUACUGCAGUGAGAUAGUUCAGUCUGACUAAUAAUACUGCAGUGAGAUAGUUCAGUCUGACUAAUAAUACUGCAGUGAGAUAGUUCAGUCUGACUAAUAAUACUGCAGUGAGAUAGUUCAGGCUGGUUUUGAUUUCACUGUUUGACCCAAGAAUGCUUUUUGGCAUGUUUGGUUGAAACAGGUUCAUGCAUUGAUUCUGAAGAAGUCGAAAAUGUGGGAAGUUUACAAAUAGUAAGGCUGGUGUUAGUCAGACUGGGUUGAGUAGAAUCCAAUUUCUUCGGUAAUAGUAGGACCUGGUUCUAUCUAGCUUGCCUGAAACAGAGGCUCGUGAUAUUUUUUUUCUCUGAUCAAAUGUUAAAUGUUGUUGAUGACAAUAAUAAUCAAUUUUAAAAUUUGCAAUAUGAGAAUAUCAUCAUAGCGUUACGAAUCAUUGAUGUCAUUCUUUACACAUAUCAUGAUUACUUCUUCAGUAUUAAAGACUUGUCAAAACCAA